CACCUCCUGGAGCGCUCCUGGUACGCRGUCACCGAGACCUGCUUGGCCUUCACCGUCUUCCGCGACGACUUCAGCCCCCGCUUCGUGGCCCUCUUCACCCUCCUCCUCUUCCUCAAGUGCUUCCACUGGCUGGCCGAGGACCGCGUGGACUUCAUGGAGAGGAGCCCCAACAUCUCCUGGCUCUUCCACUUGCGCAUCGUCUCGCUGGUGUUCCUGCUGGGAAUCCUCGACCUCCUCUUCGUCGCGCACGCCUACCACAGCAUCCUCACGCGCGGCGCCUCCGUGCAGCUCGUCUUCGGCUUCGAGUACGCCGUGCUGCUCACCAUGGCGCUCACCGUGGCCGUCAAGUACGUCCUGCACGCGCUCGACCUGCGCCGCGACAACCCCUGGGACACCAAGGCCGUCUACAUGCUCUACACGGAGCUCCUCACGGGUUUCCUCAAGGUGCUGCUCUACGUGGCCUUCAUGACCAUCAUGAUCAAGGUGCACACGUUCCCGCUCUUCGCCAUCCGCCCCAUGUACCUGGCCAUGAGGCAGUUCAAGAAGGCCGUGACCGACGCCAUCAUGUCCCGCCGGGCCAUCCGCAACAUGAACACGCUGUAUCCGGACGCGACGCCGGAGGAGCUGCAGGCCACGGACAACGUCUGCAUCAUCUGCCGCGAGGAGAUGGUGACGGGCGCCAAGCGCCUGCCCUGCAACCACAUCUUCCACACCAGCUGCCUGCGCUCCUGGUUCCAGCGGCAGCAGACGUGUCCCACGUGCCGCAUGGACGUGCUGCGCGCUUCCCUGCCGGCGCCGGCGCCGCCGGAGCGGCCGGAGCGGCCCGAGCCGGCAGCGGGAGCGGGAAUGGGAGCGGGAAUGGGAGCGGCGCCGCAGACGCCCCCGGCGCCCGUGCCGCCCAACUCCGUCGGGAUCGGGGUUCCGGAGCCGUCGGGAUCCGGGUUCCGGGGCCGUCGGGAUCAGGUUCUGGAGCUGCAGGGAGCAGAUCCUGCAGUUGUCCUUCCCUUGAAAGGCAGCGAAUCUGGAAAUUCCAGGUCCUCGGAAUCCCAAAUCCAGGAAUUCCAGGUCCUCGGAACCCCGAAUCUGGGAAUUCCAAAUCUGGGAAUCACGUGUCCUCAGAACCCCAAAUCUGGGAAUCCCAGAUGUGCAGAUUCUAGAAUCCCUCCUUGUGGUUCCGGAAAGCCGCGUUCUCGGGAACUCCGGGGGGAUUCCGCAGCGUUUGCCCCCGCAGUUCCGCAGGGAAUGCUGCCCCCUUUUCCACCCGGGAUGUUCCCCUUCUGGCCGCCGGUGGCUCCUUUCCCACCUGCCGAAAACCCCGGAGCCGCGUCCGGAGCUGCGUCCGGAGCCGCUUCUGCCGGAGCCGCCCGUCCCGGUGAUCCCGCGUCCGAAGCCGCUCCGCCCGGAGCGAUGCCCUUCCCGCCGCCCUGGCUGGGAAUGCCGUGGCCGCCGCUCCUGGCCUUCCCGCCCAUGCCGGUGCCCCCGGCCGGCUUCGCGGGGCUCACGGCCGAGGAGCUCCGGGCGCUGGAAGGCCACGAGCGGCAGCACCUGGAAGCGCGGCUCCAAUCCCUGCACAACAUCCACACGCUCCUGGACGCCGCCAUGCUCCAGAUCAACCAGUACCUCUCCGUGCUCGCCGCGCUCGGGUCUCCUCGGCCCGCUCCGCCUCCCGCCGCCGCCUCCGGGCGGGAGCAGCCUGCGGAGGAGCCGGCUCCGCUCGGCGUUCCGGAUGAUCCCGCGCAGCCCCGUCCCGAYGCUCCCGCAGCUCCGUCAGGAGCCGAAGGCUUCGCUCCGGAUGAGGAUGCCGACGACCCGGCGCUGCUGGGAGAACCGGACGCCGCGGAGCUCCGGAGGCGCCGGCUCCGGAAACUGGGAKCGCCGCCUUCCUCCUCCUCCUCCUCCUCGCACUGA
Nothoprocta perdicaria is the source of this 1908-nucleotide messenger RNA. RefSeq names its product synoviolin 1 (gene SYVN1). Gene Ontology annotation, biological process: carbon utilization. Lineage: Eukaryota; Metazoa; Chordata; Aves; Tinamiformes; Tinamidae. Gene Ontology annotation, cellular component: cytoplasm. The transcript is spliced from 13 exons. The record is from RefSeq and is a predicted model, not a curated record. Gene Ontology annotation, molecular function: zinc ion binding; carbonate dehydratase activity. The annotation marks the transcript as partial.